Molecule: messenger RNA, 1715 nt
Organism: Mus caroli (Ryukyu mouse)
Lineage: Eukaryota; Metazoa; Chordata; Mammalia; Rodentia; Muridae
Gene: Crp
Product: C-reactive protein
Biological process (GO): innate immune response
Molecular function (GO): complement component C1q complex binding; low-density lipoprotein particle binding
Source: RefSeq, a predicted model, not a curated record
GGAUGGGCUGGGCCUGAGGCAAGCGUUCUAGGACUCCUUGUCCUUGAUCUUUCAGACAAAACACUGUCCUCUUAGUCCAGAUCCCAGCAGCAUCGAUAGCCAUGGAGAAGCUACUAUGGUGCCUUCUGAUCAUGAUCAGCUUCUCUCAGACUUUUGGCCAUGAAGACAUGUUUAAAAAGGCCUUUGUAUUUCCCAAGGAGUCAGAUACUUCCUAUGUGUCUCUGGAAGCAGAGUCAAAGAAGCCACUGAACGCCUUUACUGUGUGUCUCCAUUUCUACACUGCUCUGAGCACAAUCCGCAGCUUCAGUGUCUUCUCUUAUGCUACCAAGAAGAACUCUAACGACAUUCUCAUAUAUUGGAAUAAGGAUAAACAGUAUACUUUUGGAGUGGGUGGUGCUGAAGUACGAUUCAUGGUUUCAGAGAUUCCUGAGGCUCCAACACACAUCUGUGCCAGCUGGGAGUCUGCUACAGGGAUUGUAGAGUUCUGGAUUGAUGGGAAACCCAAGGUGCGGAAAAGUCUGCACAAGGGCUACACUGUGGGGCCAGACGCAAGCAUCAUCUUGGGGCAGGAGCAGGACUCGUAUGGCGGUGACUUUGAUGCAAAGCAGUCUUUGGUGGGAGACAUGGGAGAUGUGAACAUGUGGGACUUUGUGUUAUCUCCAGAACAGAUCAACACAGUCUAUGUUGGUGGGACACUCAGCCCCAAUGUUUUGAACUGGCGGGCACUGAACUAUAAAGCACAGGGUGAUGUGUUUAUUAAGCCGCAGCUGUGGUCCUGACCUACUGUUGUGAGCCCUGAAGCACCUCCUGGGAUUACAUUCUCUCCCUUGUCUCGGGUUAUGAACCUUUUAGCCCCAGCAGAUGUUGUAGGUCUGUUCUGUGAAUAUGGCCUUUCACUUCUCUGCUUUGUGGUCCUCAGCACUAGAGCACGGAAUUUAAAUGGAAGGCUUCCAGCAUAAGCAUCCCACUAGGACUCUACCAAAGAGAAUCUGACUUACCCAUGGUUUUAUGUAUAUAUGUAAAUAUCUCUCUCUAUAUAUGUUUAAUUGAAAAAAUUUUAGACAUAAUUCUCCCUCACAUAGAUGAGAAAAUAGAUGCAUAGAAAGGAGAAUAAUUUUUUUAUUGUUUUUGUUUUAGAAUGUCAUCUUGAGUGCUGUAUUUACAUACUUUCUAUCCCUCCCUCUUCAGAUCCUCUCCUCUCCUUCCAAAUUCUCUCUCAAAUUCACGAUGUCUUAUUAUUAGCCUUAUGCAUAUAUACACAUGCAUAAUACCUAUCAUCUAUCAAUCUAUCAAUCAAUCAAUCUAUCUAUCUAUCUAUCUAUCUAUCUAUCUAUCUAUCUAUCUAUCUAUCUACCUAUCUAUCAUCUAUUCAUCAGUCAUCCAUCUUACUGAUUACAUUUAGUGCUUCUUGUAUUUUGUUGAAGACUGGACACUGGAUAAUCUAUCAGGAGGGCCCCUCCUUGAAGAAUACUGAUUGUCCUUUUCUCAGCAGCCACUGAUUACCUCUAGCUCUUCAUAUAGGGUUGUGUCUUUGUGAAAUUUCUUCUGUCCAUGUUGCAUGUCAAUUGGUGUCAUUGUGCAGGUCUUGUUUGGGCAACCUAGAGUGAUGGAGCACUGACUACACUGUGCUCAGAAUCAGUUCUUUUCUGGAAUAAAAUCUGUACCUGUACUUCCCCAGUUCAUGAGUCAAUAAAGUCACCUUUGGCUUGAAUGAA